Morchella importuna is the source of this 3276-nucleotide messenger RNA. RefSeq lists its product as uncharacterized. The transcript has a single exon. The record is from RefSeq and is a predicted model, not a curated record. Bases 1 to 3276 code for a protein of 1091 amino acids. NCBI's taxonomy places the organism in Eukaryota, Fungi, Ascomycota, Pezizomycetes, Pezizales, Morchellaceae.
AUGCCUCCAUCUACUCCCGUUAACGAAGAAACCGACCGGACUAUCCAACGGAAUUCGAACUUACACUCCCUGUACAUCUCGAAGAAAGCACGCAUCCACUCAUCUUCUGCUCCCCACUCAUCUUCCGCUCCCCAACCACCUCAAAGGCUCAGACUACCCCUCCUCAAUCUCCAAUCACCCGAGAAUGAUACCUUGAUCUAUGUGCAAUCAAACUCGCAGUCUCCUCCACUUCGAUGCAGCUCCCAGAGGCUUCUUGCGACCGGUUCACCGGUAUUUGAAAGGGUCCUCGGUCCAACCUACCAGUUUCGAAUUCUGCGUCGGAAAAACCUCCACAAGCUUGGCCUACCCAUAGGAAUUAACUUUGUUGUGGACUUAUCCCCGCCUAUUGAGGGCGAAGAAGCAGUGGAUGCGGUGGAGCGCUUUUGGUGCCCGGAUGAAAUUCUGGGGUGGGAAAGCAAUCUCGACGGCAAUUACAUCGAGGAUGAGUCCCCGCUUGGUUCUCCACUGUUCAACCUCAAGAAAUCGGGUGCGUUGGACAACUUACCACUUUCUCUCACAGACAAGAUGGAGAGUGAUCUUGAGGCGCUUCGUGACGACAUUCUCAAGAAAACCAAGGGGAAAACGGCUCAGCCUGAAGAAAAGGUUAUAACGCAGCCGGAGGAGGUUAAGACGAAGAUGCCAGCAUAUUCAUUAUUUAGGCACACAGGUGCUAUUGAGAGGGUGCUGCAUAUUCUCCAUGGUCUCGAUCCACAGAUUUCCACCACGCCCAUGUGGUACACAGUUCACAAAGUUGCUUUGCAGAUGGAAUGUACAGCAGCAGUGCAGGAUCAUAUCCUGGCGUGGAUUUACCAGAAUGAAUGUUUCAUCGAACAAUACCCAGGAUUCGUACUGCGGACUGCUGCAGAGAUGAAGAACGCGGGUCUAUUUCGUGACGCGUUUGCAAUACUGGUGGGGAAGCAGUUGAUGGGUGGAAAGGUGGAGAAGGCGGGAGUGUUCAAUUCUGACGAGAGUAUACCCCCCGAAGCGGAACCGUGGGGCGAGAGUAUCAUUGCAGCGAAAAGGUCCCUACAGGGGAGGCUAGAGAGGUUGUAUACGUAUAUCAAUAGCACGGCGUGGUUAGAUAACGCUAAGGUUAUUCCAGAGUACAACAAGAUUACCGUUAAUCUUAAAGCGAAGGGCCCAAAGCUUCGCAGAGCCACAUCAGAGUUAGAUGAAGCUAUCAGAGCUGUGAUUCAAGCUCAGCUCAAAACUCUAUUCGCGUACUCGGAAGAUCCUGGGGACCCAAAUUGGAUGAAUCCAUGGGAAAAAGCGAUGUUUGAUAUGAUGCCAGAGCCCAAGCAAAUAUUCAGCAGAAUGUAUUGGAAGCAACUAUUCAAUUUUCCAACAGAUGGGAUAGGAUCUCUAGAUGUGGCAAGAGCUGUAGCUCACUGGAAGGUUGCAUUACAUAGGGUGGAGACAGAUUUGCCCGAUGAGGACACCCAGGGGACGAACUUCGGGCCGGCCACGAACUCUGAGGUGGAGACAGCAAUCUGCUUGCUAUCUUUGGGCCGAGAAGCGGAGGAGCCCGUAGAAACUAAUCCCGAACGUGCAGAAGCCAGAGUAAUGAGUUCAAUGCAGAAUAAUUUGACAAGAACCCGGUGGCAGAAUUUCAAGAGGCGGAGCACACAAAAUACCGUCUGGGCUUCUUCUCGAACCCCGAUCUCUGGUCCCACGGAGGGCAGUGGCACAACCACAGGGUUUUCAUAUCCUUCUGCCUUGAACAGCGUAUCACCGGAACAAAACUAUGGGCAUGAGCUUUCAACUACCAAUCUUCCCGACGGGCCACCGCCGUACACACUCCACGCACCAGAUACGGAUAAGGUCGGCGAGAAGCGCAAAAUGAGACUAUCCGACUUGGAUGGGUCAUAUACAGAUAUGAAGGAGAUUGAGUCACACCGUAAAGAAACAGAGUUCAUUGACUCCUCCACUAUCCUCCCUGAUAUCAGGCCAGGGCGAGUUGAAGUUGAGAAUCCAAUGAGAAAGCGCCGUUGUUCUGUUGAAAGAGAUCCUGGCGACGACGAAGACGAAAACAUCACCGAAGCCAGUUUCUUUAGGCAGGGUGAUACUGAAGCCGGUGAACCAGAAAUGUUCAACAUCUCUGGUGUCUAUUUCGAUCCUCGACUUUCCUCCUCCCCACCCUCAACAUUUCUAGGCAAAGGCAAGAAAACAGCGAUUGAGGAUGAACCAGAAAACCCUCAAUCCGAAAAGUAUCAUUUAGGGGAUUAUGAUAUCUUGGAUGCUACCGACGACGAAUACCAGUACUAUUUUAAGGCUGCUCGUUCUGCUCCCCCCCCUUUUGACGAACCAAUGACCCUCGACCCCACCUCCGACUCAAGGCCCUUUCAAUCUCACCAAAACUUACCCUCCGAUGCUUCAACCACAAAUUGGAUUGAUCCUGAAUAUGCACCUUGGAAACCUAAACCCAUUGCUUGGGUCGAUCCUAAAACAGGCUCGGUAGUUGCCCGCGUUGUUAAUGAUCAUAAUGCUCAAAGACCAUCCCAUACGACCCAUACGACCCAUACAACGGGAGUAACUAAAACAACUGAAGAGAGUCGGACGCCCGGUUGUUGGAGAUUUCCACUUUCAGCUUUGAGGGUUCCAGACACGAGGGUUCCUAACACGGAGAUUCCUAACACGAGCCAUCAUUUACACGACCCCAGUCUUACAUUCAGCAUAGAACAGCUGAGAAGGGAGGUUAAAGCUUAUCUAAUGAAAGUGAGUUCGACGCAGCUGAAGAUCCCUAUCAGCUUUGAUCCGUUCUGGGCCGGCGAUGGACAAUUGAUCGUGAGCCUGAGAGAAGAAGAGUGGGCUUUUUGUCCAGCCUGGGCAGGGGGUUUGGAUAUCUCUGGAGUUCCUGCGGACACAGUCGAUAAUAACAUUAGAACUGAGGGCAGAAUGGUGGAACUCGAAAUCAGGGGGGGAUUGUCCUCGGGUUUACCUAAAAGAGACCAGAGCGAAGAGGACGAGAAGGAAGAGGAAUAUGACGACUGUGCAACCGAAACUGGAAGCAUAGGAUCAUUCAGCACGUCUGGAUUCUCGAGCUUUGGUGUAAUCUCUGAGGGAGAUGGAGAGAGCGACAACGGAACGGUGGCUGGAGACGAUGUCCAGUUUGACGUGGAGACGGAGAGCUUAUUGGGCAGCGAUGCAGAAGUAGGAGACCAAAGUGCAACAGAGGCAGGUGAUAGUAGUGAUAGUGAUGAUGGAUUUGAGGAAGUGGUUUGGGAUGAGGGAUUUUGA